AAGUGUUCAUAUUGGUGUGUCGUGUCGUGUGUCGCAUGAAAUAUUAUUUUGAGUCACACUAUUCCUACUGUUCAACUUAUGGAUUGAGAAUCUGACCACCCCCACAGAGCAAAGUUGUGGGAUCAUAUAGCAGCAUAAGUAUCCACAUAGACGAACGUGCGCGCAAGCCUGAGUCGAUGAUGAUGACGAUUGUGAUGAUGAUGAUGAAAAGCCAACGGGGCCUUCGCUCUCUGGCCGGGCCAUCAUCAAGCCACAGGUAUUGUAGAGGUGUAUACUGCGCAGCUCUCGCACACCUCGCUGGAGGAACUAAGCGAAAACCGGAGUAGUAGUCCGCAACGCCACACGGGGCUCAGUAUGGCCGCGAAUGCGAGAGAGCAAGAACGCAAAUCAUCAACUAUUCCGCGCCCGUAUCCGAGAGUAUAGUAUACGUGUGGAGACCAAAAAAAAAUACGACGCGAUCGACUUGCCUUUGCUGGAAAGAGACAAACCAAUUAUAAAGUGUAUUUUGUAAAAUUAAUGAAAAAUAUGUAUUCGUUUUGUGGGGCCUGACGAGUUCAGUUUCGAGUCGGACGUUCAGCACGACGGGAACGCUGAGUGGCAACGCGAGCUAACGAGCUUACACGCGAUCUAACGCUUGUUCUGAAACUGUGAAGUUUUGGAAUAUCUGAGAUUCUUUCAAAGAAAAGUAUGCGCGAAUCGAUUGGCUUCGAACGCUUUUAGUUGCUCAAUUUAUGCGUUGACAUUUGUUGCCUAUUAUACGGGAUUUAAGUACCGAGGGGUGACGACAUUCGCCUCUUCUUUUUGGGAAACCGAUGAAAUUUAGUGCUAUUGAUUGUGUGAUUCCAACAGUGAAAUUGUGUGGAUGGAAGAAUUGCAGUGUACCUCAGCAAGCCUCAAAGAGCCAAAAGAUUGAGGUGGUGAUGCAUAGCUGAUGAGGAGGGAUCCGGUAUCGAUUGAAGAGAUAUACCGUACUCGGCUCGCUAACCCGCCAACAACGUGUGAUAAUUGUGGGAAAGAUUUAUGUUUGCAUCCAGCAUUAGGCAGACCUAGCGGAUCUUCGCCGGUUGCUCUCGCGGUUGGAUAGUCCAAGCUAGCAGAAGUGGUAGCUUUCGGGGCCUCUACCAACAUCAGUGAAAUUCAUUGUUCUCGGCUGUUGGUAUCGCCAAGUUAGAAAACAAUAAGCCGUUUCCAUCACGUUUUAUGAGCUGUUUGCCGUAGUUCCGAGACCGAGACCAAAAAGAAAUGAGAAGAAAUACGAGCUGAUAGCAUACAGUGAUAGUUGAUAGCGAAUUGCUGCUAUAUGAGCGCUGACAUGGAAUAGUGAAAACCACCACCGGCAGCAGAAACAAACAGCAACAUCAGCAGCAGCAGCUACAACCGAGAGCCUUGUCUUUACCACCUCCGCCCUUGGCCAGAAAGGAAAAUUGUUUGCCAAGUUGUGAUGCGAUGCGUAAAAUUUAGGUGUUUUCAUCGAGCCGGCAGUCAGCGACGAACAACGGAGCCAUUUGUAGCCCGAGUGCUUCCAGAGUUACUACCAGUGGAUUUAACGACAAGUUGCUGGGGUCUAGUGAAUGGAAAAUACCUGGGCAAUAUAUUGGGUUUCAAUUGAUGCCAAGUGCCAUUUAGUAGUGUAUUUGUGAGUGAGUGUGUACUUAGUGUAAACGCAAAAUCAUCAUCAAGAGCAAAGAAGAAAAAUCAAAAGUUUUCAUGUCAAAGUGAUACAAGCUGUUUUGUUGGUGCCUGGUGAAAACCAUGCACGAUAUUGGUAGCAUCAGUAGAAAGUUAACCUCAUACGGCCCAAAGUAGAUACAACGAAAAUUGCAUGAAGCGAGACGAGGAACGAGCUCGCAAGAUGUGGAGGGAUAUCGGUGUGGCUGCUAUGCAGCAGCAUGCCGGUCCAAACUCUCUCCAUCACCAUCCACAUUACAACGGAAACGGCCCUGGACCGGGGACGCCCAACAAUCCGCACUGGAAUCAGCCGGGUUAUCGUAAUUCGUACAGCUUACCGCACCCUAGCCAAACCCCCGGGCAAAACGGGCGCUUCCAGCAGCAUUACGAAAUCAAACCACUCUCGCAGUCUCCGUCAUUUCAAGAGAUUUCAGUCGGGAACUACAACGGAAGUUCCCCAUACCCAAUGAAGCCAAGGCCCCUGUCGAUGUACGAAAUUGGCAAUGGGUCGCCUAGCCAGCAGCUGCACUCUCUACCUCCGAACUUUGUGCCACAUCAGAACAGACUCAGCAACGGUAGGCCAUCUAUGGCGGGUCCAACCUCACCUCACUCGCGACAGCAAUUACAACAACAGCAACAGCAGCAGCAGCAACAACAGCAUGCAAACGGCCUACGACAACAGCCGGAAGAAUUGAAAGUCGAUCCAGAAUUAAUCUUCACAAAGCAAGAACGUAUCGGAAAAGGAUCCUUCGGUGAAGUAUUUAAGGGCGUUGACAACAGAACACAGCAGGUUGUGGCAAUCAAAAUAAUCGACCUAGAGGAAGCGGAAGAUGAGAUCGAAGACAUACAACAGGAAAUUAUGGUGCUAUCACAGUGUGAUUCCCCCUUCGUCACCAAAUAUUUUGGGUCAUAUCUUAAGGGUACAAAGCUAUGGAUUAUUAUGGAAUACCUCGGUGGCGGAUCGGCCUUGGACCUGAUGAAAGCUGGUCUGUUCGAAGAAAUGCACAUAGCCAUCAUCCUGCGAGAAGUGCUCAAAGGUCUCGACUACCUGCACUCCGAACGAAAGCUCCACCGUGAUAUCAAGGCAGCGAAUGUGUUACUCAGCGAACUGGGCGAUGUGAAGCUGGCGGAUUUCGGUGUAGCCGGGCAGCUCACCAAUACGACCUCGAAACGGAACACAUUCGUCGGGACACCGUUCUGGAUGGCACCGGAAGUGAUCAAACAGUCCAUGUACGAUUCCAAAGCGGACAUCUGGUCGCUGGGAAUAACUGCCAUCGAGCUAGCCAAGGGUGAACCACCUAACUCGGAACUGCAUCCGAUGAGGGUGCUCUUUCUGAUCCCGAAAAACAACCCCCCGCAACUGACCGGUAGCUAUACCAAGCCAUUCAAAGAUUUUGUCGAAGCGUGCCUAAACAAAGACCCGGAAAAUAGACCUACAGCGAAAGAAUUGCUGAAGUUCCCUUUCAUCAAAAAAGCGAAAAAGAACUCAUACCUGAUCGAUUUGAUAGACCGGUAUAAGAAAUGGAAAACGCAGAAGGGAGAGGAGAGUGAAACCGAAUCGGAGAAUUCAGACUCUGAGGAAUCGAAACCGGAUAGCGAUAUGGACGAACCGUGGAUCAUGACGGUGAAAGGCAUGCAUUUCAACAAUUUCAACAAAGGUUCGAUGGACGACGCACUCGGGUCUCCGGUGAAACACAACGGCACCAGCAACAGUAUGAUGGUCCUAGGCAACGCACGAGAUAGAGAUCGAGAUAGAGACUACAAUCUGAAUCAACAGAAAUCCAGUCAGCCACGAACUCCAACGUCGCCAUCUCACCAGUCGCAGACCUCGUCGGCUCUGAUAUCUUCCAACAGCAAUUCCAACAGCCGAAAGCAACAGCUAGUCUCGGACCGGGAACCAACGUCACCCCAGAAGGAUAUCGGUGGCCAUUACCCGAACGAGCGGGCGAGUCUGGAACGGCAACGGGAAAGCGAGAAGGAGCGGGAACGUGAACGGGAACGAGAUCGAAUAGAACGCGAACGUGAACGAGAGCGGGAACGGGAACGGGAGCGAGAUCGUGAAAGGGAACGAGAACGAGAACGCGAACGGGAACGGGAACGAGAAAAGGAAGUCGAGCGGGAGAAUAAGGAAAGGCGAGGCUCGAAGGAGGUAUCGAACCACCGGGGCGACAGCGAGGAGAAGAUCAGCAGUUUGCGACGAGAGCGCGAAAUUAGUCACAGCAAUGGUAAUCCCAGAAGCAACAGUAUUACAAAUGUAAAUAACAACUCCAAGAGUCGGACAAACAGCGGCUGCCUGAAGUCCAUCAUAUUCCCCCUGCUAUCGGAGAUGCAGCGAAGUUACUCCAGUUCCAGUAAUGCGGAGCUGAGUGACCUGCGGCUAGCGUUCGAGAAGGCCGAACUAACCUGCCCCGGAGUGAACGAUCUGUUCGUGAAGGAGAUCAUCCACAAACUGGUGCCCGGUUUCUCCGAGACCCGGAUCAAUACGCUUAUAGACAAAGUGACGCGAGAUUCCAAAGUGAAGCGAUAAGAUCCCUAACCCGGUGCGGUGUGGGCGCGCCCUGUAAAGUGUUAGUGAUGUGACCCGGGAUCGAAGUGAGGGUUGACAAUUUUGGGUACUCUCCAAUUCAAGACGAUCAGCUCGCUUUCGGUUCAGCGCAAAUCAAUAGCUACGACUCACAAUAGAACUAACAUGAAUUAUUGUUUGCCCACGUGUGUAAUGUGUACUAAACGUGUCAGUUAUGGGAAGAAUGAGAGACGAGGAGUGUAAAUAUCUUUCUAAUUUGAUGCAUCAUUAAAAGAUUAACAAGAUUUAUUUAUUUUAAAAGUUCUUGUUUUGUAGUUACAGCCUUUUCCGGCAUUCUGUCACUAUUAUUUGAUAACGCAUAGCCAGAAGAAUGUAUCAACAAGCGGUGAAAGAACUAGUAUAUUUCUACGUAGCACUCUGAUGACUUAUGACAAUACGUCUUUUUGAAACACCGCCGUAGAUGUUUGUAGUAGUUUAGCAAUCAAGGUCAUCGUAGUUAUUGGAUCAAAGUUUUCUAAUUGUUGAAAGAUGCACUUCACAUCCGUAGUGUACUGCAUAGUCUUGUUAAUCAUCAUUCGUAAACUUUGGUACGUGGAAACUGUCUUCUGUAAAUAUUCUGUAAACAUUUUUCGUUUUGUAGAACUCUAAAUCGGCGCUGUUCAUGUUCAACCGACAACAGCAAUCUUCCAUUAGAUUAACUCCGUAAAAGUGAAUGCUAUGUUUUCCGCUCGUGUUGGUGCAUUUUUAACAAAACGAUUUCGAACAGCUGAUUUCUAAAUUUUAUUUUUCUCCUUCACCCAGACGAAAUCCUACAUCGUCGUCCAAGAUGACCGUUCUUUACUAGAGUGCGUUUUACCGUGCGCAAUAUUCGGCAUUCCAUCAGUUCCAAUUGUUGUUGAGAAUAUUUUGAUCGCAAUUUUAUACAAUUUGCUAGCUUAAAUUCGUUUUUUUAUAUUACUUAUGUUUUCUUGUUUUAUUACGCUUUUGCAUUUUUGUUGAUCAAAAAUUGUUUUCCCCCUCCAAUGACAUAAAAACGAGCUAGGAAAAGCUGUCCACUAUGGCGACUGCAGUGAACUUAGUCAGCAGCUGAUGUUAUUAAGCUAAGUAGUUAGUUUCGUUGAAUAACUUCCCUUCACAUCCAACUUACACAUGACCAUAACAGAACGAGAGAGUAAAAUGUAGAGAAGCAGAUAAUUAGCUAUCAAUGUAAUCUAGCCAGAUGGAAAAAAUAUGGAUGCAAGCAUGUAUGUUAUAAUAAUUUUAAUACGAAUUCUUCAGUAUGUAAUAUUGACUGUAAAACAAAAGGUGGAGUAGGAAUUAGCUGUGAAUGUGUAGGUACGAACUGUGGGAAGAUGGAUAGAAGGGAAAUAUGUAAUAUUUAAAUUGAAGCAUACGAAAGGAUACUAAUUUAACUAGGUAUAUAUGACAGAAAUCCAUUUCGAAGAGAAAACCACGCGAACAGUUUGAUUUUUUGUAACACUAAUCAGAAACCCAAGUAUAAAUUUCAGGAACCAUACGAACAGCUAUAACACGUUAAUACACUAUUAUGAUACAGUAACAAAAAAAAGAGCAUCAAUAGACUUUCAGAACGUAAAACACUGACGUAGUGCUGAGAUAUUUCAAACGCCGCAAGAGGAUUCAUGUUAUCACGUGCGCGACUAAAAUUAUGUAUAAAGUGAUACAAUUCAGGCGCCCAAAAAAAAGAAGAAGAAAAUAAACGGAUAACCGAAAAAUAAUAUAAACUUGAAAACGUUUGUUGGUUUCUUAAAAUAUCUUUCACAUCAUGCGGCAUAAUGUUAACGUUUGUAACGUAUGUCGAUGUUGUGGAGUGACGUGGUAGUUGAACAAAUUCCUUUGAAAUGUUUGGAUACCGAAUAGGGAGACAAAGAAAAUUAACAAUAAAACCAAUCGUAAAUAUUGAUAA
Aedes aegypti (yellow fever mosquito) is the source of this 6116-nucleotide messenger RNA. It is a transcript of the gene GckIII, whose product is annotated as serine/threonine-protein kinase 26. Lineage: Eukaryota; Metazoa; Arthropoda; Insecta; Diptera; Culicidae. Gene Ontology annotation, biological process: protein phosphorylation. The transcript is spliced from 11 exons. The coding region runs from base 1823 to 4195 and encodes 790 amino acids. Gene Ontology annotation, molecular function: protein kinase activity; ATP binding. The record is from RefSeq and is a predicted model, not a curated record.